Rhinolophus ferrumequinum (greater horseshoe bat) is the source of this 1792-nucleotide messenger RNA. Its product is annotated as endothelial cell-selective adhesion molecule. The record is from RefSeq and is a predicted model, not a curated record. Gene Ontology annotation, molecular function: cell-cell adhesion mediator activity. Gene Ontology annotation, biological process: homophilic cell-cell adhesion. Lineage: Eukaryota; Metazoa; Chordata; Mammalia; Chiroptera; Rhinolophidae. Bases 160 to 1359 code for a protein of 399 amino acids. Gene Ontology annotation, cellular component: plasma membrane; adherens junction. The transcript is spliced from 7 exons.
GCCACCGGCGGACACACACACACGGACUCUGGCUAGAGCCUCUCUCGGUAUUAGUGGCCCAACUCCUGCGUGUACUCUGGCUGUUGCGCGGCCUCAGCACCUGCCGGUCGGUGUGACCCGAAGCCGGCGCCCCUGACUCCGUCCGGGCCAGGGAAGGCCAUGAUGUCCCUGCCCGGAUCCUCUGCGUCCAAUCUGCUGCGGGUUUUGUUCCUGGGGCUGAGUACCCUCGCGACCGCUGCGCGCGCGCAGCCUGAGCUGCAUGUGCCCGCGGGCCUCACCAGGCUGCAGGCGGUGGAGGGAGCGGAAGUGGUACUCCCGGCGUGGUACACCCUUCGAGGGGAGGUGUCUUCGGCCCAGCCAUGGGAGGUGCUCACCGUGCAGUGGUUCUUGAAACAGGAAAGGAAGGAACUGAACCAGGUGUUGUCGUACAUCGGUGGAACAGUGUCAAGCCAACCCAGAGUAUCCCUGGUCUACUCCAUGCCCUCCCGGAAUGUGUCCCUGCGGCUGCAGGGCCUCCAGGAGAAAGACUCCGGGUCCUACAGCUGUUCUGUGAAUGUGCAAGACAGUCAAGGCUUGAGCAGGGGCUAUAGCAGCAAAACUUUAGAACUCAAUGUACUGGUGCCACCAGCUCCUCCAUCCUGCCACCUACUGGGAGCGCCCCAUGUGGGGACCAACGUGACCCUGAGCUGCCAGUCCCCGAGGAGUAAGCCCGCUGCUCAGUACCAGUGGGAGCGGCCACCCCCAUCUGCCCAGGUUUUCUUUGCACCAGUUUUAGAUGCCAUCCGUGGGUCUUUAAGCCUCAAAAACCUUUCCACUUCCAUGUCUGGAGUCUAUAUCUGCAAGGCCCACAAUGAGGUGGGCAGUGCCCAGUGCAAUCUGACCCUGGAAGUGAGCGCAAGGUCAAUUGGGCCUGGGGCUUCGGUGGUUGCAGGAGCUGUUAUGGGCACCCUGAUUGGAUUGGGGCUGUUGGCUGGACUGGUCCUUUUGUACCAACACCGCGGCAAGGCCGUAGAGGAGCCUGCCAACAAUAUCAAGGAGGAUGCCACCGCUCCCCGGACCCUGCUCUGGCCCAAGGGCUCAGACACACUCUCCAAGAAUGGGACCCUUUCCUCUGUGACCUCCGCACGAGCCCUCAGGCCACCCCAAGGCCCUCCUAAGCCUGGUAAUACGUAUGCAUCGACCCCCACACCCAGCCUCACCAGUCGGGCUGGAUCCUCACCAAGGCUUCCCUGGACAGAUGGACCCCCCUCUCAGCCAAUAUCCCCCAGCCCUGGUGGAAUCUCUUCCUCUGCUCUGAGCCGUAUGGGUGCUAUCCCUGUAAUGGUGCCCACCCAGAAUCAUGCUGGGUCUCUGGUGUGAUGGUCCAGACAUUUUUGGCAGAGCCACCUGGUUUCUCUCCUUCCUAUAGGGAUCACUACAGGGGUCACCCUAGCACUGAGGCCUGAGUCUGGGAGGGUGGCUACCUUCCAGAUCUCCAGUCCUCUGCCCCCACCCUUCUUUACUAUGGGUAAACUGAGUCUCAGUUAAGACCCAAAGUUCCAGGAAGUAGAAGAAGAGGAAAUGGACCCGGAAUUAGAAAGAGUCUCCAUCCCCUCCAGGGGCUUCCCUAAAACUGCAGAGGAAUGCUGCUGAGAUUGGCUAGCCCCACUCCCUCCCAUGGGGUCUGCCAGUCAAUGAAUCCUCCAGGCCCCCUGACCUGUACCCUAUCCCUGUCUAAAGCCAUCUUUCCCUCCCUCUCCAGCUCCCUGCAUUAAUAUAACCUGUCCUGCUGGCUUGGUUGGGUUUUGUUGGG